Molecule: messenger RNA, 1499 nt
Organism: Rhizopus microsporus ATCC 52813
Lineage: Eukaryota; Fungi; Mucoromycota; Mucoromycetes; Mucorales; Rhizopodaceae
Exons: 5
Coding region: 152-1168 (338 amino acids)
Source: RefSeq, a predicted model, not a curated record
GUUCAGUUAAGACUCUUUCGAGUAUUCUUUGUUUGCUGUAGGGCAACAGCUGUAGAGUUUAUCGCGUUUUUGAAACUCAAGUUAUUUUUAUAUUUCUUUCCCCUUUCCCCUUUGUCUUUUUUUAUUAUUAUUUUCUUCUUUGUAUUAGCCAAUGAGCAUAGAACCACAAACUUUGCUUGAAUCCGAGGUGAAUUGUUACUCCCUUGAUGCAGAAGGGAAGUACAUGAUGAUGAAGAAAGCUGAUCCCAACCUGCAAAUUAUACACAUAUUUGCAAAGAACAGUAGGAGCAAAACAGGAACGUCAGAGUCAAGGACAACAAAUAAACGAAAGGAAGGCUCGUUUGAAAGUGAUAUAAAUGAAUCAUUUUCAGAGAGGCCCAAAAAGAAGCAUUAUCGAGCCGCAUCAACUGUAGACGAUACAGAUACGGAGUGUACUUUGAUAAUAGGAAAGGAAAGAUCUCUCAGGACAUCAUUUACUUGUCAGUAUUGUGCUCACUGCGUACCUAAAGAACUUUCAACUAUUUCUUUCCCCAGCUUAUCCAACAUUAAUAAAUUAACUGAUAAAAUGAUCGAAUACUGUGACUCUGACAUAGACGAACGCGAAAGAAGCCUUUUUAGUCCAUUAUCUGAUCUUUCACAACUAUCAGAUAGUCAAGAGAUGAAUGAAGACGAUGAUCAUGAAAAAGAGGAGCCGAGACGUGUUUUACGUCCAAAGAAACCGGUUAUAUACAGAACAGAGACGCCAUUUAAAGAACUUAGAUUGUUUAGAAGAACGUAUACAAAGGAAAAGAAAAAGUUGUCAGAAACAAAGAACAACAUAAAAGAGCCAAGUACAAAUAAUGACAGCGUGAAAGAAACUGAUACAAGUAAUGGCAGCGUAAAACAGACACGUACAAAAAGGAAUGAUAAAGCAGAUAUUAUCGAAUGCCCUGAAAAGUUGAUUCGUGAACGCGGAAGGAUUGAUAAAAGUGAUAUUCAAGUGCAUAAUUGCUUGCUUGGAGAAGGACAAACGAGUCUUGUAUAUAAAGGAAAAUAUAAAAACUUGAUUAUUGCAUGUAAAACAGGUCGAAUACAAUGUUUAAAGGAGAAUGAAAAGAAAGUCAAACAUGAACUUGAAUUUUCUAAUAAGCUAUAUACCUGUCGAUUUACAAACAGGUACAUCGGUUGAAUAUACUGUCAUCCAAAUGAAAUAAUGAGCAAGGACACCAUGAAAAAAUAUACUCGCUCCAAAUUCAAGCCAUUACCUACAAUCUUUGUCAUCCAACGACACUUCUCUAAUAGAGAUGGUAGAACUUACUUUCAUAAUAGAGGAACAAACAUACAUCCAUAUGAGAUACUUCAAAUAGGCAUCUGCUUGUUUUCUGCUUUAGUAGAUGCGCAUAAACUUGGUAUAGGCUUUGUCGAUCUAAAACUUGAAAAUCUAUUGAUUGACUCAGCAGGAUCUGCUUAUCUUUCAGAUUUUGAAUCGUGCAUCGAAUUCAAUGGUCGUGAAAAUGUAC